AAAGGAGGGGACAGGAGGUGUAGGGUGACCACCGAAGAGGUUAAAUAGGUCAUUUCAACUCUGGACACCAAGGCAAGCAGAAGGACCCACGAAGAUCGUCACUUGGGCUUCUAGCACCAUGAUGUCACUUCAGAUGCUGCUCCUGGCUGCCCUGCUUCUGGGGACCUCACUGCAGCAUGCCAGCGCUGCCCGAGCCACCAAUGUAGGCCGAGAGUGCUGCCUGGAGUACUUCAAGGGGGCCAUUCCCAUCAGGAAGCUGGUGACAUGGUACAGGACCUCACUUGAGUGUCCUAGGGAUGCCAUCGUGUUUGUGACUGUCCAGGACAGGCUCAUCUGUUCAGACCCCAAAGACAAGCACGUGAAGAAGGCCAUCAGAUACCUGAGAAGCCUAGAGCAGUAGCCUGUGAUCUCACCCGCACACCCCAUCUCACCGCGCACUUGGAGACUUGGUAUCCAUGUGUCCAUUGGCAUCCAUGAUC
Molecule: messenger RNA, 479 nt
Organism: Acomys russatus (golden spiny mouse)
Lineage: Eukaryota; Metazoa; Chordata; Mammalia; Rodentia; Muridae
Gene: Ccl17
Product: C-C motif chemokine ligand 17
Exons: 3
Coding region: 119-400 (93 amino acids)
Biological process (GO): positive regulation of ERK1 and ERK2 cascade; chemokine-mediated signaling pathway; positive regulation of GTPase activity
Cellular component (GO): extracellular region
Molecular function (GO): CCR chemokine receptor binding; chemokine activity
Source: RefSeq, a predicted model, not a curated record